Molecule: messenger RNA, 2605 nt
Organism: Esox lucius (northern pike)
Lineage: Eukaryota; Metazoa; Chordata; Actinopteri; Esociformes; Esocidae
Gene: kics2
Product: chromosome 23 C12orf66 homolog
Exons: 3
Coding region: 380-1732 (450 amino acids)
Biological process (GO): cellular response to glucose starvation; cellular response to amino acid starvation; negative regulation of TORC1 signaling
Cellular component (GO): KICSTOR complex
Source: RefSeq, a predicted model, not a curated record
AGUCCUUAAUCCGUUCCUUUCUGAGUUGCCGUAGUGUUAUGUUGAUCAUACGGAAAAUUAACUUUGUGAGCCAGCUAUCUUUCGGUACAUUUGUAUUACAUUUUUUUUUUAUUAAACACAGACAGCUGUUUUCAUCCAUCAAAUGGUUUAAUACGUUUAGUAGCGGUGUUCAACAUACAUAUAUUUUACAAUGAAAAGCAAGGUGAAUUCGUUUGGGACCAAGACUGAGAGUAAGAGGGAGGUUGCUAAAAAAGCUAACCUAGAUACCUAGCCAGCUACAGCUACCUUGAUUGCAGUGUGCUACGAUCACAGUACAGUAGUACGAAAAUAAUAUUUGUAAAUUAAAUAGCUACUAUAGUGACCUGAUUAACCUAAAAUCAUGACGGAGGCUCCGUGCGAGGAAGAGGAACUCCGGCCAGUGCCACGGGAGCGGGCAAUCCUGGAGAGUUUCUUUACGCAACUCGGGAUGUUCUCGUUUGACCGUGCAAAGGACUAUGUGGAGAAAGAGAAGGACAACAGCAAGAGCUCCGGGGCAAUAUGGGCCGCACUCCUGGCCGCCCUUGCUCAUCUUGCCGCGGCAGAGAAGGCCUAUCACAACAUGACGUUCCUCGGACAAAAACUGGGCGGACAGUCCUUCUUCAGCCGCAAGGACUCCAUCCGUACUAUUUAUACCUCCCUGUUCAAUGAGCUGAAGAAGGUGGUGACCAUGGGACGCCACGCCCAGCCAGGCUCCACCCUCUACCUGGAGGACUUGCUGUCGCAUUUGUCGGAGCAACUGUGUCACUUUACCCAAGCCCGCAUGGAGAUGGCUGAUCUGUAUGAGAAGAUGCACGCACUGAGCAGCCAAAAAAACAUCAACUUAGAGGAGCUGGUCACCACACUGGAGGCAGUGCUCCAGAAAUACAGCUCCAGGUUCCACCACCCCAUCCUGGGUCGCGUGGAGGGCGGGUUCCAGACGGAGGUGGACGUGGUCACCCAGCUGCUGCGUUGCCAGGCCCAGGUGUCCGAGUGGCACUUCCUGCCUGCCCUGCUGAGCCUGCAUGGGGCCAACUCCAAGCUGACCGCCUGGGGCCAGCUCUUCCAGCGCCAGAAGGAGACACGCAAGCACCUGUUCGGGGGCCAGUCCCAGAAGGCCGUGCAGACGCCCCACCUGUACGCGUGGCUGCAGCGCUUCCAGGGGGCACUCCUGGCCAAGUUCAGCUUCUACUUCCACGAGGCGCUGAGCCGCCAGACGGCGUCGGCCGACAUGAAGGCCCUGACGGCGCGCACCGUGCCCGACUACCAUGGGAAAAUCUGCUCGUUCGUCCGCAAGCACGACGCCAGCAACGUGUCGCUGGUGUUCGACAACCGUGGCUCGGAGAGCUUCCAGGGCCAUGGCUACCACCACCCACACUCGUACCGCGAGGCACCCAAGGGGGUUGAGCAGUUUCCCGCUGUGGUCUCGCUGCCAGGGGGUGAGCGUCCACUCACUCACUGGCCCAACGUCAUCAUGAUGAUGGGUGACCGGGAGGCUGAGCUAAACACGCUGGACAAGGUGGUGCACUUCUACGACGACAAGGUCCAGAGUACCUACUACCUGACACGGCCGGAACCGCACUUUACCCUAGUGGUCAUCUUUGACGGCAGGAAGUCCGAGAAGGAUUCCCACAUCACCACCUUCCUGCAGGAGAUCUCCAGCUCGCUGAGGAACUCAAAACCCUUCAGCACCCUUAAACCUGGCUCCAAGGGCUGAGAGGGACAUGAGCCUUGCCGUUAAUGCACUGCUUCACAUACUACACACACAACAUCUCAACAUACGUUAACAUACCUUAUGGGGACGCAUAAGGAAAGCAGGCUGAGGUGUUCAAUUGUGAGACAAGCUGUUCGAUUUACAUUCUUGCAACAUUCUGAUUGGUGUCAACUUAACAGUGGAACUUUCAGUACUCUGCUUGGCUUUAGUCAUUUCUAUUUAUUUUUAAAGGUAGGCAUAGUCCUAUCUCAAUUUUAGUCAGUCUGGAUUUGCUGAAUGAUUAAAUUAUUACACUUCUUUUUGCAAGGACUUUGCACAAUCAUCAACAAACCAAUGCCGGAUGUAGCCAGCAUUGGUUUGUAGCCAGAUCCAACUGUUCAGUUAAGCAUCAUGCUGUGAAUUUAGGCCACCAUUUAAUCUGCUGGUUGUAGGAAUUGAGGAGUUUUAAAGGUAAUUGUUCAGGCAUUUGCUGAGAUGUGAUUUACGGUAAACACUGCAUGUGUGGGCUCAAACCAAAAUGCUGUUUAAAGCCAUGCUUAGAUCCAGCAAUAGCAUUUAAAUCCUGCUCUUUGUUUGCUAUACCAAAUCAUUUCCAGACCAAAGAUGUCACACUAUCAGACAUGAAUGUCUAUCACUGAACUGCUGUAUUAAGACAUAUGUUUUUUUAUUUCUGUUCCAUGACAGGAUAGCAAAUGUCCUCCCCCUGAACGGGGCAUAAUGCUGCUAUGUAACAAAAUCACCUUUGUUCAGUUUAUGUUCAUUCUUUUUAUGAAAUUCAUAAUUUAGUUUUACUAUAAAAGUAAUUGUUUGGUUGUGGCACUCAUUUUGUGGUUUUAAUUUCUAAAUAAAGACUGUUGUUGACUGCAGGAAAAGGUU